AUGUGUCCUGCGAUGGCGCGCACAAUUAGAUCCGCAGUCGCGGUCCUCGGCGCCGGCUCCCAAGGCCGGCGACUGGCGUACAUGUGGUCAAGCAGGGGCAAGGACGUCCAUCUCAUUGACGCGGCCCCGAGACAACUCACCGCCAGCGUCGAGGCUGUCCAGAAGUUUCGCGCCGAGUCGAAAGCCAGCGAUGGCUUCGGCACAAUACGAACGCACGCCCCAAGCGCCCUGGCCGAGGCAUUGCAAGACUCUUGGCUUGUUGUAGAGUGUGUCCCAGAGAGGCUGUCGUUGAAGCAGCAGGUCAUGUCGGAGCUCGACGGGCUGGCACCAGAGGAUACCAUUAUCGCGUCCAACUCCAGCAGCUACUCGUGUAAGGAGAUUCUCGACGGCCUUGAGCUCAGGCAUUCAACACGCGUUCUGAGCGCGCACACUUAUUGGCCACCGGAAACGACAGUGAUUGAGAUCAUGGGUCAUGACAACACCGAUCCCUCGUUGGUGGAAGUAAUGAUGAUGCGGUGUGCAGAGCAUGGCUUCUCGCCAUUCCACGUCAGGACGGAUUCUAUGGGAUACAUCUACAAUAGGAUCUGGGCGGCGAUAAAGCGCGAGGCGCUGCUCGCGGCCUCGGAAGGCGCAGGGACCCCCCAGGAGAUUGACAGCAUCUUCCGUGGCGUGCUCCAGACGGCCAAGGGACCCUUUGAGCUCAUGGACAUUGUCGGUCUGGAUGUCGUUCUUGACAUUGAGCAGCAUUACGCUGCCGCGCGCGGCGACAUUCCCAUGCAGCCGCAGCAGUACCUGAGUCGCUUCGUGCAGAAGGGCCAUCUCGGCGUCAAGAGCGGUCAGGGAUUUUACACGUACAGCGAUCUAGCAUCAGCGUAG
Messenger RNA from Purpureocillium takamizusanense, 876 nucleotides. RefSeq lists its product as uncharacterized. Bases 1 to 876 code for a protein of 291 amino acids. The record is from RefSeq and is a predicted model, not a curated record. The transcript has 6 exons. Gene Ontology annotation, molecular function: NAD+ binding; oxidoreductase activity, acting on the CH-OH group of donors, NAD or NADP as acceptor. Lineage: Eukaryota; Fungi; Ascomycota; Sordariomycetes; Hypocreales; Ophiocordycipitaceae. Gene Ontology annotation, biological process: fatty acid metabolic process.